UUGACGCCGAACGUAUCAUCCACCACACCACACUCCCGUCGCCGAUGCUGCCAUACGCGACGGCGCCGGAGGCGGAGGCGGCGCUGGGCCGCGCCAUGACGCGCGCCGAGGCGGCCUGGCUCCGCUACUCCGCGUCCAUGCCCGACCACCUGCUCUACUGCCACAACGUCGCCAUCCUCCUCCUCCUCUACACCCUCGCGCCGCUCCCCCUCGCGCUGCUCGAGCUCCGCGCCCGCGCCGCUCCGGACGGCGUCGCCGCCGCCGUGAUGAGGCCGUCCACGUACAAGCUGCAGCCGCGGGCGCACCUCCCCCCCGCUGCGUUCGUGCGCUGCUACCUGGACACCGGCCGCGUCUUGCUCCUCACCGUCGGCGCGCUCAGCCUUGUCUCCUACCCGGCCGUCAAGAUGGUCGGCAUCCGCACGGGGCUGCCGCUGCCGUCGGCCGGGGAGGUGGCGGCGCAGAUGCUGGUCUACCUGCUGGUGGAGGACUACCUCGGCUACUGGAUCCACAGGCUGCUGCACACCAGGUGGGGCUACGACAACAUCCACCGCGUCCACCACGAGUUCACGGCGCCCUUCGGAUACGCCGCGCCCUACGCGCACUGGGCCGAGGUCCUCAUCCUCGGCGUCCCCGCGUUCACCGGCCCCGCCAUCGUGCCCUGCCACAUGACCACCCUCUGGCUCUGGUUCCUCCUACGCCACCUAGAGGCCAUCGACAUCCACAGCGGGUUCAACUUUCCAUUCAACCCGACAAAGCUUAUCCCAUUCUAUGGAGGGGCCGACCACCAUGACUACCAUCAUCGUGUGGGUGGUCAGAGCCAGAGCAACUUCUCUUCUGUUUUCACCUUCUGCGACCAUUUGUACGGGACGGAUAAAGGCUACCGAUACCAUAAGGCAAGCCUAGAAAAGGCUUGCUGAAAGGGAUAACGAGACUAAAUUGCAGAAACGUGUGUAGGAGCUGAUGAAGGUUGCGGCAACUGUAGCAGGGCAGAGGACCGAAGCUUGUUCGUUUGAUGGUCCUGGAGUUGACAUCCUUGUUGAUGCCUGCGCCACUAUAUAUCUGCCUUGAUUCCAUGUUUUUGUGUGUGUAAAUUCUCGAGUCUAGUUUCAUAUUCUAGUUAUUUGUUGUGUACCAUGUUGAAAUCUUUGGUUGUUGUUGCUAGUAUGGUGGUAGCAAGUUUUUCUCUCGUAGCGAGUGUUUCAAUGGCGAGCACCCGCAGUGGAUUUCCUGCCAAUGCCCCGACUCAUUGCUCUCUUUCCUUGCCUCCUCUUUUGCUGUAAUCCAAAAAAUUUAUUUUCAUUAAGCAAUUAACAGGAA
Messenger RNA from Aegilops tauschii subsp. strangulata, 1317 nucleotides. Its product is annotated as very-long-chain aldehyde decarbonylase GL1-10. Gene Ontology annotation, molecular function: oxidoreductase activity; iron ion binding. Gene Ontology annotation, biological process: lipid biosynthetic process. Lineage: Eukaryota; Viridiplantae; Streptophyta; Magnoliopsida; Poales; Poaceae. The record is from RefSeq and is a predicted model, not a curated record.